AUAUUUUAAAUUAUAUUAAAUUUUGAAUCUUUCAUCGUGUUUUAUGUGCUAGAUUGGAGUAUUGGACAUCGACAUUUGUGGACCAUCACAACCAAGAGUACUUGGAGUACUUGGUGAACAAGUUCAUCAGAGUGGAUCAGGAUGGUCGCCUGUAUAUAUUGAGGAUAACUUGUCAUUGAUGUCAAUUGGAUUUUUGCUUAGCAGUCCUAAUGAUGCUGUUAUAUGGAGAGGACCAAAGAAGAAUGGUAUGAUCAGGCAAUUUUUGUCGGAAGUCGACUGGGGUACUUUAGAUUAUCUUAUACUGGAUACACCGCCUGGUACAUCGGACGAGCACUUGUCAGCCACAUCUUACCUCAAAGAUACCGGCAUUACGGGUGCUAUAAUCAUUACGACACCACCACAGGUUGCUCUUUUAGAUGUCAGGAAGGAAAUAGAUUUUUGUAGAAAAGUAAACAUUCCAAUCUUAGGUGUAAUUGAGAACAUGAGUAUCUUUGUAUGUCCUAAAUGCAAGAAUACUGCAGAAAUAUUCCCAGCUUCGACAGGUGGUGCACAAGCAAUGUCAAAGGAAUUGAAUGUAGAAUUCUUAGGCUCAAUACCUUUGGACCCAUUGCUAGCCAGAUGUUGUGAUGAGGGUAAAAAUUUUUUGACAGAAAUGUCGGAUUCACCAACCAUUAAUGCUUUAAACAAAAUUUGCAAACGUAUUGUUCAAAAAUGUGAAGAGGAAAAAGAGAACUGUCCUAAUAAUUACAUACAAAAUAUGUAAAUACAUUUUUUGUACAAAAAUCUAUAUGUAAAUGUAUCAAUAUGUUGCUGAUUAAAAUUUAUAACAAAAAC
Messenger RNA from Formica exsecta, 834 nucleotides. Its product is annotated as cytosolic Fe-S cluster assembly factor NUBP1 homolog. Gene Ontology annotation, molecular function: ATP-dependent FeS chaperone activity; ATP binding; iron-sulfur cluster binding. NCBI's taxonomy places the organism in Eukaryota, Metazoa, Arthropoda, Insecta, Hymenoptera, Formicidae. The transcript is spliced from 5 exons. Gene Ontology annotation, cellular component: cytosol. The coding region runs from base 179 to 763 and encodes 194 amino acids. The record is from RefSeq and is a predicted model, not a curated record. Gene Ontology annotation, biological process: iron-sulfur cluster assembly.